This is a messenger RNA of Octopus sinensis (East Asian common octopus), 658 nucleotides long. RefSeq names its product coiled-coil domain-containing protein 103-like. Gene Ontology annotation, biological process: determination of left/right symmetry; epithelial cilium movement involved in extracellular fluid movement; inner dynein arm assembly. Gene Ontology annotation, cellular component: outer dynein arm. The transcript is spliced from 2 exons. The record is from RefSeq and is a predicted model, not a curated record. Bases 19 to 648 code for a protein of 209 amino acids. Lineage: Eukaryota; Metazoa; Mollusca; Cephalopoda; Octopoda; Octopodidae.
AACAAAAAUUCGAUAGAUAUGAAAAAACUCGAUUUGGAAUUAGAAAACAUGAUUGAAGAAGAAAGGCGCUAUUGGGAAAAAAAUGACGCGAAACUACGGGCUGUCGAACAAAGGGUUGGAAGCUACGAAGAGUUUAGGCAAAUGGUGCUGGGCGCACAUCUCCGCCCCCUUGACAAAAAAGAAAACAUUAGUGAAAUUAAACAAGAAGGGUGCAAAUGGAAUUUACUUUCUUGCACACGCUCAAAGACUGGAAAUUCCGGCGAAACCAAAAGACUAUUGCAGCAACACCAAAUUAAAAACGUUUCCCAUUUUAUGACUUGUUGGAAAGAAUGCUCUGAUGAAGAAAAGGUUCAACUCGUAAGCCAAGUAGGACCUGUGGGGAUAAAGAAAUUAUUUUCAACAGAUCUUCGGUUUGACUUUUUCGAUGAACUGGUUGUUACUCUGGAUAAUCACGACUACACUGAAAUAACCUUCCCAGUCGUUAUUGAAAUCCUCAAAGUUUUGAGUCAGUGCAGAGGGUUUCGACUCGUGACCAGUUUUAUGUCCCCCCAGACCAAACACUGUUGCCAGUCUCUCUUUCAGAAAUUAUCAAGUUCUUGCAUAAAUUCUGAGACUUUGCGAAAACUGUUCGAAUUGUAUUCGUCCUAAACAUAUUAAU